Messenger RNA from Lottia gigantea (owl limpet), 240 nucleotides. RefSeq lists its product as hypothetical. Lineage: Eukaryota; Metazoa; Mollusca; Gastropoda; Lottiidae. The transcript has a single exon. The annotation marks the transcript as partial. The record is from RefSeq and is a predicted model, not a curated record.
UUACAAGAAGUAAAAGCAGGCAUCAAUAAACUAAAGACUUACAAGACUCAUGAUUCGGAUGAUAUCAUCAAAAAGUUCAUGAUAUUUUCAGUAUCAAAAAUGUUGUUAUUGUAUGUGAAUUUGUUCAACCUUAUUCUAGAGUCAGGAGUAAUUCCUACUGAUUGGCAAUUAGGUAAUAUUACACCUAUUUACAAGAAAGGUGACAAAUCUGAUGCCAUUAACGAGGUAUUACAGCCCUAA